CCAAUUGUACAUGUGUGUCACUUGGUUAUAGCCGAAAAGAGUCCGUCUGCUUGUCUGAAUGUGUAACUGGCGGUUUAUGGCCGUAUGAUUACGGUAUCGUUCAAAUUACCCUCUCUCUUUACAGCAAAGCGGAUUUGAAGCGCACGUGCUAAUGUAACUAUAGCAGCGUCUUAAGCCAAGCGGAUCCGGACUGCGGCUUCUAAUUCGGUAAAUGCAGCUGGAUGCUUGGGAGGGGCUGACGCAGAUGACAGAGGACGGGAGUGGAGCCCUUCGGAUAAGCCCAGCCGUACUGGGUCAUAUUUAAAGCGCUCGCGGGCUGUCCAUGGGCACAGCCAUGACCAAGCCCGAGACGAAGAAGAGUGGCGUCGGCGGCAAGAGUUCCUCCGCCCCCGCUGUCAAGCAGGACGACAACGGCUCCCUGGAGGUCGGCUGUCCGGAUCCGAGCCCGUGCUGCAAAGCCAAGGUGAUGAGGCAGACGUCCAAGGAGAGCCUGCUGCACCGGAGGCACGCGGAGUGCGAGGUGUACGACGACGGGACCAACACCUUCUUCUGGCGGGCUCACACUCUAACGGUGCUCUUCAUCCUGACCUGCGCUCUGGUCUACAUCACGCUGUUGGAGGAGACUCCUCGUGACACAGCGUACAACACUAAGAGGGGCAUCGUGGCCAGCAUCUUGGUCUUCCUCUGUUUUGGAGUGACGCAGGCCAAAGAUGGACCUUUCACCAGACCCCACCCAGCUUACUGGCGGUUCUGGCUCUGUGUCUCAGUCGUCUACGAACUGUUCCUCAUCUUUAUCCUGUUUCAGACAGUUCACGAUGGCCGACAGUUCAUGAAGUACAUCGAUCCCAAAUUAGGGGUACCCCUCCCCGAGCGCGACUAUGGAGGAAACUGCCUGAUCUAUGACCCGGGGAACACCUCCGACCCCUUCCACAACGUCUGGGACAAAAUGGAUGGCUUUGUUCCAGCGCACUUCUUGGGCUGGUACAUCAAAACUCUGAUGAUCCGCGACUGGUGGAUGUGUAUGAUCAUCAGUGUCAUGUUUGAGUUCCUGGAAUACAGCCUGGAGCACCAGUUGCCCAACUUCUCCGAGUGCUGGUGGGACCAUUGGAUCAUGGAUGUGUUGCUGUGCAACAGUUUUGGAAUCUACUGUGGCAUGAAGACGCUGGGUUGGUUGUCCAUGAAGCCGUACCAGUGGCAGGGCCUCUGGAACAUUCCUACUUAUAAAGAUAAAAUAAAGCGAAUAGCAUUCCAGUUCACGCCGUACAGCUGGGUGAAGUUCGAGUGGAGGCCGGCGUCAAGCCUUCGCCGCUGGCUCGCUGUACUCGGCAUCAUCUUCAUGUUCCUCCUGGCUGAGCUGAACACCUUCUACUUGAAGUUUGUGCUGUGGAUGCCUCCUGAACACUACCUGGUGCUGCUCCGUCUCGUCUAUUUUGUCAACGUGGGAGGCGUGGCCAUGAGGGAGAUUUACGACUUCAUGGACGACCCGAAGUUCCACAAAAAGCUGGGCCAGCAGGCGUGGCUGGUGUCAGCAAUCACAGUCACAGAGUUCCUCAUAGUGGUCAAGUAUGACCCCAAAACCAUCAUGCUGCCCAUCCCCUUCUUCGUCAUGCAGUGCUGGUUUUUAGGAAUCUUCCUCAUAUUCAUCUGGACUCUGUGGCGGUUCUUCAUCCGUGACAUCACACUCCGCUAUAAAGAGACCCGCCGGCGCAGGCAGGAAGUCCGCGCCGAUUUGGACCGGCCUGUGGGUGACGGCAGCACAGCCGCCCCGUCUGGACGGAGCAAGCUGAACGGCAGCUCUGAGACGCUGCGGCAGAGGAAAUCCUGAGAGCGGAAAGGGGGCGGGGUCGCUGGGCAUCACGCCGCCACAGACGGCCAGGGAAGGACGGUUUUUACAGAAGGAGAUGUGUUACUUAGAGGCCAGCAGGUGGACACACGGUGCCGUUUAGGUUUGUUCUUGUGCCUACAUGAACCAAGUAGUGGUUAAGCCCAGGCAGAGUGGUCUGUUGUGUAGUUAGUUUAACCCGAGCAUGGACCUCGUUCUGCUACUUCUUCUUUCUAGACAAACAUUCGUGAAGUUGUGCACAGGAGAUGAAGCAUUUUUGAGGGGUGGGGACGGGGGCGGUGUUAUGGAAGGGUUGUGGAAUCUACACUUUUGACUAAAACUCAAUAAUUUCCUUUUUCUCAGCGGCACUUUAUCUAAAGAAGGGGACAGGGGCUUCAGAGUCCACGCCUGAAAUAAUGUUUGUGGUGCAAGUGAGAAAAGGAGUGUUUUAAAGCUCAUUUCUACUGAUUGAAGUGACUGAUCUGGAUUCUGUUGGUACACUGCUGUGCAUUUGUUCCUGGGGGGGAAAUCUGUUACGUUUGUGGAGCCGCAAUGACACGUUUCUGUUGCUGCACAUUUGCAGUAGUAGGUACAUGAAAUGUUUAUUUUGUUUACAUGAGGAAAACGAUUGGUUUGUGAGUCUGGGGGUGUUUCUUAUUUCUUAUUUUUUUGUCUGACAUUGAAAGCAGCACUGACCAAAAGCCAUUCUCUCCUCUCAGGCUUUGCUUUAAAAAAAAAAAAAAAAAAGAUUUUGAGAGGUGAGAAACAAAAAUCAGACGGCUUUACUGACUUUUUUUUAAGCUGAAGUAAGCUUUAGAAAUGGGAUGUUUCUUCUUUUUUUUGUGUAGAUUUUACAGUUUAUUUAAAACGAACAAAUGUCAGACUUGUGAGAAACACUAGAUCGUGUUGGUGUCAGACUCCGGACGCUCUCACUGACAGUUGCAGCUCGUUCAGCCAUUUCUCAGUAGGAAAUGUGCUUUUGUCCCCCCAAAAAAUAUAUGGAGAUGAAAAUGGUUUAACCGGAAGCCUCCUUUAUUUUGUGAGGAGGUAAAAAAUGGGGUUAAAGCUCACAAACACAUCAAUAAAAAAGUGCUGUUCAGCAGACCCAAUGUAGUUUUCCUUUAGAAUGGAGCUGCUCCUUCAUUCUCAGCAGCUAAGAUCCAAUGUAGGUUUCUUUUUCUCGUUGUGACCAAAAUGAAUCUGUUCGCCUCUUUAGAUGUGGAGUCAGGCUGAUGUCAUUGAUUUUUCCAAUCAAAAUGUGACAUAAUCUGCUGUUCUAAUGAAAAAGCUUUUAUUUUAUGGUAAACUGACCUUUUUGUUCUUGCUAUGUCGUCAUUUUUCCAAAAUAUGAUUCUUGUUCGCAUUUUAAAAUCCUUGGAAUAUUUUGUUGUCAAAAUAAGUAUUUAUUAUUCUCUGCCGUCUUAAAUCACUUGACUUUUAUUCCUGUAUUUGCCUCUUAAUUGAAAGCAGAUCGGGGGGUUGCUCUGCAAAUGUGGGCUUGUCUGUUGAAAAGCUUAAAUCAAUGGAAAAAAUGCAAUUUACCGCGAAAUUGAAACAAAAUUGAGCCAUGAAGGAACUAUUUUAGUGGGGUAGUUUCCCCUUUUAGCCACAUGGUGGCAGUAUAUGUUUGGAUGGUUCGGCCUUGUCAGGUCUCAAUGAUUGACAUCUCGCUGUAAAUGCCAUGGUGGGAGAAUUCACUUUCAGGACUUAAAAAAAUUCACAUCUGCUGCUGCUCAGUGUAAUUUUUUUAAAAACAUUUUCAAUAAAAUCUAUGGGAAGUUUGUUGGUUUACUUA
Molecule: messenger RNA, 3617 nt
Organism: Oryzias latipes (Japanese medaka)
Lineage: Eukaryota; Metazoa; Chordata; Actinopteri; Beloniformes; Adrianichthyidae
Gene: ptdss2
Product: phosphatidylserine synthase 2
Biological process (GO): phosphatidylserine biosynthetic process
Molecular function (GO): L-serine-phosphatidylethanolamine phosphatidyltransferase activity
Source: RefSeq, a predicted model, not a curated record